Messenger RNA from Schistocerca americana (American grasshopper), 546 nucleotides. RefSeq lists its product as uncharacterized. The coding region runs from base 1 to 546 and encodes 181 amino acids. The transcript has 2 exons. NCBI's taxonomy places the organism in Eukaryota, Metazoa, Arthropoda, Insecta, Orthoptera, Acrididae. The record is from RefSeq and is a predicted model, not a curated record.
AUGAAAGAUGUGAAGAAGGAAUCGCCGUGGAAUAUGAUGUUUGCGGAUGAUGUGGUUCUUUGUGAGCAGAGCAUCGACAGACUUGAGGAAAAGCUGGAGGAUUGGAGGAAGGUACUAGAAGAAAGAGGGGUGAAAAUUAGCAGAACAAAGUCAGAAUAUUUAGCACUGAAGGAUGUGCAGAUGAGGUCUUGCAAGAUCCAGGAUGAUGAGCUGAAAUCGACGCGCCACGGGAAAUCUUGUGUGGCACGUGUGGAGGGAGUGGGGCGGGCGCCGUGUGGCCGCCGCCAGCAGCUGAGUCCAGCCACGGCCACCUCGCCUCGCCUCGCCUCGCCUCGCAAAGUCGAGUCGAGCGCCGCGCCGCCAGUGUCAAGGCCGCCUUACGUAAGGGGCGUGGCGUGGCGCGGCGCGGCGUGGCCCAGGGACUCCCUCUGGACAGCCCUGGCGGCAGCUCUCGCGGCCGCGUGCCGCCUCAACCAGUCGCCGACGCUCCGCCGUGUUUGUGGCACGCACCUUCUUCGAAAAAGAACACUCCGCCCGAAAUCGUGA